Molecule: messenger RNA, 795 nt
Organism: Colletotrichum orchidophilum
Lineage: Eukaryota; Fungi; Ascomycota; Sordariomycetes; Glomerellales; Glomerellaceae
Product: class II Aldolase and Adducin domain-containing protein
Exons: 1
Coding region: 1-795 (264 amino acids)
Cellular component (GO): cytoskeleton
Molecular function (GO): actin filament binding
Source: RefSeq, a predicted model, not a curated record
AUGUCUUCUAUUACCGAAAGCGGAGUCCUCCAGGGCUUCCUUAGUAAAGUCAUUGAUGGUUCUCACAUUCUUCACUUCCAUCAAGUCGUCGACGCCUACGGUCACUUAUCUUUCCGCCACCCUUCCGAGCCUGAUACCUUCGUCAUGUCUCGCAACGUUGCUCCAGCCCAGGUUACAGGGGUCGAAGAUCUUAUUGCGUACAGAAUCGGUGAUGCCGAGCCAGUCAGUGUGGACUCACUUCCGGGCUUUGCAGAAAGGCGCAUUCACUCGGAGAUCUACAAGCGGCACCCCGAAGUCAACGCGGUGAUCCACAGCCACUCCGAGGCCGUGGUCCCCUACACCAUAUCCGGUGUUCAGCUCAAGGCCGUCAGUCACAUGUGUGGAUUCCUUGGUGCCAAUGGUGUGCCGAUGUUCGAUACUGCAGACCACAUGGAGGACGGCGACGUCCACGACCUGCUUGUGCGUACCGAGAAUAUGGGUGCCCACUUGGCAAAAUACUUUGAUGACGGUAACAAUGUGACGUUAAUGCGUGGGCAUGGAUUCACAGUCGUUGCUGACAGUAUUGAGUUGGCUGUGAUGCGGGCAGUCUAUACGCAAAAAAAUGCAAGUAUCCAAACCACUGCUUUGAUGCUUCAAGGUGUCACUGGAACUACCGGCGGCCUGAAGAGUCUAAGUCCGGAGGAGAGCGCGGCUUCUGAUAAGACUACAAGGUGGUCUAUGAUGCGACCUUGGAAUCUGUGGGUUCGCGAGGUUGAAACCAGUAUGCUGUAUAUCAAUUCUCUCAAGCGUCAAUGA